Boleophthalmus pectinirostris (great blue-spotted mudskipper) is the source of this 1639-nucleotide messenger RNA. Its product is annotated as spindlin-Z-like. NCBI's taxonomy places the organism in Eukaryota, Metazoa, Chordata, Actinopteri, Gobiiformes, Gobiidae. Gene Ontology annotation, biological process: gamete generation. Bases 121 to 840 code for a protein of 239 amino acids. The transcript is spliced from 5 exons. The record is from RefSeq and is a predicted model, not a curated record.
GCUGGUAGUUGUAGUCCAAGGCUCAUCAUUUCCGUGUCCACAGGCUUCUGGUAAUGGAAUCUGCUCUGCAAAGACAAACACAUGUGAAAUAAUUGAUCAGUGCUGUGAAUUUAUGGGAACAUGUCAAAAAAACGGGCCAGGAAGCGUAGCAGUGGUGAGCUGAGUGAGAGCUCAGCUUCAACUCUGAGCCCAGACCCGGACAACCUUCUGGGUCGCAGAAUCCAACACACUUGGAGAGAAAAGGGCAAUGUGACCAAGUGGAAGGGUACCGUGCUUGAGCGACUUACAGUCAACAACUCUCUCUACAUGGUGAAAUACGAUGGCUUUGAUUGUGUCUAUGGCAUUGAGUUGUUUAAAGAUGGACGUGUAUCAAACCUGCAGGUGCUUACAGAAAAAGUUGUGAACAAUAAAAUAAAGGUACCACCUGGGGCAGAGGAGCUGGUGGGUCGUGCAGUAGAGCAUCUGUUUGAGAAGGAGGAUGGCGAAAAGAACGAAUGGAGAGGAAUGGUCCUGUCCAGAGCACCCAUUAUGACUCACUGGUAUUACAUCACCUAUGAGAAGGACCCAGUGCUGUACAUGUACCAACUUUGGGAUGAUUACAAAGAUGGAGAUUUGCGCGUGUUACCAGAAUCCGAAAAUAAGCACUUGCUUCCAGCAGACAGGAAACCUGGGGAGGAGCCAGAGAGCCUUGUGGGUAAGCAGGUGGAGUAUGUCACAGAUAACGGUCUGAAGAGAACCGGUUUGGUGAUCUACCAAGUUCCUGCCAAACCUACCGUCUACUACAUCAAAUAUGAUGAUGACGUACAUAUCCACGUCUACGAUCUGGUGAAGACCACCUAAAACUGAACAAUAUUGGUCCUGACCAGUCGUUACCUGUCUUAGUGUUAAUACAUUUCAUGAGGAGCCACCGCUAUGGAUUAAAAGCCCACAUAAACAUGACAAGACGAAAGACCAUUUAUUCAAAUGUUGUCAAAUCAACCCAACUUAAGCUCUUAAUGUAUGUAAAUCAGGUCUGACACCAGCUGUGUAUAGCAAGUGAAUGGGGCCAGACAUUUCUUUUGAUUCAUUGUUAUCUGUCAAAUUUCAAACUUAAAGUUUGUGUAAGACUGUCAAACAAAUGUCAAUUUUAUAUAUCCGUUAUAUUUAUUUUAGCUAAAAAUAUGUGUGUGCUGUAGGAUAAACUAUGGCUUUCUGUGUGUCAUCUAUUAGUCCUUUAAUUGGUUAUAUAAAAAUCAUGUAUGCAGUGAAGUAAUUUUGCUAUUAAAUAUAAUAUAAUUUUUAAACUAUGUAAGGAUAAACAAAACAGUCCCAUCUUACCAAUGUAGCACCUACUUGCAUAUCUUAAUUUUAUGUAAAAGACAACUUCUUACAUUGCAUUAUUAUUUUAAACGUGUACUAAGGUUACUUUGCUGGUGUUUGUGCUACUUGCUAAUGCUAUUUCAUGAGGUUUUAAUUGGCUUCAAACCUUUUGCUUUUUGAAUUGAAUUUCUUGCCAAAAUUUAAAAAUGUAAUAUAAUGAUAUAUAGAGGCCUCAAUAUUUGUGACUUACAUGUUUCAUUUUGUAAAUAUUAUCCCAAACAUUUUUAUGUCUGUAAAAAGAGAUGUUUAAAAUGUGUGUUUCUGAGUUAUUGUCAAGUGA